UGUGGACAUGGUGGGCACAGCAAAAAAACAUUCCAUAGUGAUUUUGCUGGUGGACCUCGGUGCAGUUGUCUGGGUCCACCUUAGCCUGCACUUUGGAACAUGUGUUCAUUUAGCAGAAGGUAAUUUUCAUGCUUCCACGCAGGUUAACUUAAGUUGUCGCCUGAUUGGUACAGCAAAACCUAGUUAAUGCAUAGCCAUUUAAAGUGUAAUAGCGGUUUAAAUGUCUAAGUGAAAUCCUCACCCUGCUUCCCUUCCUGGUGAUCGGCAUAUAGGGAAAUCCACAGUGCUUAAAGAAGCUUAUCUGCCAUAUGGGUGGGGUAUAAGGUAAAGUGUUUUCUUUCCCAAAAAAGAAACAUGCUGAUUGGGAUCAACAAUGCAUUGGCCUACGCCAAUUUACAAAGCAUGGCGGCCAUCAAGCUGCUGUGCUUGCUGCCCAAUGUUACAGAACUUGCCGAGCCUCAUAAGGGCAUGAUCAGCUCUCUAAACCAUAGCUAUAUAAAAGAAAGCUACUUAUUAGGAUGCAGCUUACAAUGGAGAACAAUGUGUGCUUAUAGAUAUUCUGGGCACCAUAUAUACCUGCUCAUUUGCUUGUGUAUGGUGGUUUGGCCCAAUACCUUGCAGAACGGCUUUGUGCAAACAAAAUUCAUUGUGCACGAAGGAGGUGAAUACAGUCAAACCUCGAUAUAUCGAACACGGAUAUAUCGAAUUAUUGCGUAUAUCAAACACUUUCUAUAUCACGUGGAAAAUCGCAUGCAUUUUUAAUUUAUUUCGAACGGGGCCGGAUGUAAAAUGGAUAUAUCGAACUCCGCCGCUCCAGACCAAGUGCGCUCUGUUGACAGGAGGCGAGCUUUCCCGCAACACUCUCGAAGAUAGCGGCGGCGUGAUGGGCGUUCCAGACUGCUGCGUACGACAGCGGCCCACGUCGGUUGCGCCGAGGGCGCCGUUUGAACGUAGCGGCGUACGCACAAGGUGGCUUGGCGUGGCCGUGGCUUGGCCAGGUUGGCUAGUUUGACAGCGUCAACGACACGUGCGUCUCAGUGCUGCCGCUUGUGCUACGCCAGUCGUAGUUAGUGCUUGUGUGGUUGGUGUGAUGGCUGCGAACGCGAAGAAGCAGACGACCCUGACAUUUGCUGCGAAAUUGGAAGCGAUACAGCGCGUUGAAAAUGGAGAGAAGUCGAGCGUCGCCGAAGCUUUCAACAUGCCAAGGAGCACUUUGAGCACUCUGCAGAAAAACAAGAGUGACAUAAAGGCUAAGGCGGAACAGAACCAGCACUCAGGCGCGCGGCGGGUGCGCAAAGCUGCCUUUGAAGACGUCGAGAAGGCGCUGUACAAAUGGUUUGUCGACGUAAGGGACCGGAAUAUUCCUUUAUCGGGACCAAUGCUCCAGCAGAAGGCCAAGAACUUUGCGUUCAUUUUCGGCGCCGAGAACUUUAACGCCAGCAGCGGUUGGCUGCAACGUUUUAAGGCCCGCUUUAACAUUGUCGGGAAGACAGUCGCGGGGGAAAGUGAGGACACCAAUAAAGGCGAGAUCAAGAAGUGGCUUGAACAUGAGUGGCCUCAGAUUCUCGCCAAGUAUGAGCCCAAUCAGAUAUUUAAUGCUGACGAAACGGGCCUGUUCUGGCAAAUGCUUCCAUGACAAACGCUCGAUAACCGCGGAGAGAAGUGCCACGGCGGCAAGCAAGGCAAGGCGCGUAUCACAGUUCUGUUGGCUGCUAAUAUGGACGGAAGCACGAAGCUGCGGCCGCUUGUCAUAGGCAAGUUUCAAACCCCGAGGUGCAUGCGCAACUGCCCCAGCGUUCCGGUUACAUAUGCCUGGAACAAGAAAUCGUGGAUGACUCGGGACAUUUUCCAAAAAUGGUUGAAGGCAUGGGACUCUGAGCUGGCGCGUCAAGGCCGGAAGGUUUGCCUCAUCGUCGACAACUGCACAGCACAUCACACAGAUGUCCAGCUGAGCAGUAUUGAAAUUCAUUUUUUGCCGCCGAACACGACGUCGAAGCUGCAGCCAUUGGACCAGGGCAUUAUUCGCGCUUUCAAGUCCAUUUAUAAGCGUCGGCUGAUCGACAUUUUGCUACUCAAGCUGUGGAUGGGCGAAGAGCUAAAGAUAGACCUUUUGGGUGCCAUUCAAAUGCUGAAGGUCUCGUGGGACAACGUCAAGCAGUCGACAAUAGUUCACUGCUUUCGGCAUGCGGGUUUCGUGAGCCACAUUGAAGAAGCUUCCGAGCCAGCAACCCAAGAUUUGACGUUGGAUGGCACAGAGGAAGAAUGCCAGCUCGAAGAAACCUGGAGCCAGUUGGAGCGCUUUGUCGGUGCUGAGCCACACAGCAUGUGCGUUGAGGACUUCGUUGGCGGUGACGACAGCACCGGAACAGUGGCGGAGUUGACAGACGUGGAGAUCGCGGCAGAAGUGACUGCUGAGCGGCCAAACGAAGACGCUGCCGAGGUUGAUCCAGCAAGCGCUGAUGUUGCCCCGCUCCCGACUGCAACUGAGGCCAUAGCUGCGUUGGCCGUUGUACGCCGCUACUGCGGCGCAAUAGAAGGCACUGGACUGUCUCUUGUGGAUCGUUUGGACUAUGUAGAGGACGCCGUGGUCAAGCACGCGGUUGCCAUUAUGAAGCAGGCUACACUGCUUCAGUACUUUCAGCGCACGCAAUAAAUACUUUGUUUGAAGCUUCAUGUGAGUAUCUAUUGCGCCACGAUUGGUUCAUUGAUUGAUUUGCGCUAGUUUUUGACGCGUUUUCUACGUGAUUUUAUAUAUUGAAUUCUGGCUAUAUCGAACUAUUUUGCGAUCACCGCGGUGUUCGAUAUAUCGAGGUUCGACUGUAUGAGGUUGGCAAGGACACCGAAGGCUACAGAAGCUUCCUUGCAGAGGUAUUGGAGUGGCAAGGUGGCACUAAGUAAUUGAAUUCCCACACAUUCCAAGAUGUUGAUAGCACUAUCGUAGCUGCUUUUUUUUUGCACAUUGUGCAGCUUUUAGUGAAAAUUAUGACUGUUUAGAAACAGAUAAUCGUCCUUCAGUAUCUGACAUAUGCAUUGACAUGUUGAGGGUGUUCACAAAAUAGCGGAGCCUGAUGAUCAAACAGGCCUUACCAAAUUUCAGGAUGCUAUCAUCAUCCCAACCCUACAACUGCAGCAAGUGAAGACAAGGUUUUCUUGCUGCUUCGUCGCAAAUAAAACUGGUCUGGCUGUGUGCGAUUCAGUAAAGUGUGACAGUUACUUAAUGACCAGUGUGUAGCUGCAAAUAUGUCAGUUGUGUUUAAUUCAUAAUGUCUUAAUUCCUUAGUGUGCCUAAUCCUCAUUCCCCACCAAAUCGCAUAAGCAAGGUUUUACUGUAGUAGUGUGUUCUUACAAGUUGUGAAUUUCGUGGCACUGUCAGCAAUCUUAACCUGUCCUUUCAUUUGGGUCCAUGCAGGCAUAGUGAUUAGUUUAUACAACUGCCCUUGAUUAAGCCAUAUGAAAAGUUGGCUUUUCAAGGGACAUUCAAAUGGGAGGGAGCAUUACUGCAUAGUUAGUUUGUUCUAACCCCUUCUACUGUCUAUGCUUGUACAACAGACUUUUUGAAAUUGGACCAUAUUUUAGCCUUAGUUUAUCAUACUUAUUUUAUUAAUGCAACGAAGUUCGCUUUUAAUGGAUCGCGCUACAACGAACUACCGGCUACA
This is a messenger RNA of Dermacentor albipictus, 3656 nucleotides long. RefSeq names its product tigger transposable element-derived protein 6-like. Gene Ontology annotation, molecular function: DNA binding. The record is from RefSeq and is a predicted model, not a curated record. Gene Ontology annotation, cellular component: nucleus. Lineage: Eukaryota; Metazoa; Arthropoda; Arachnida; Ixodida; Ixodidae.